Molecule: messenger RNA, 2681 nt
Organism: Myxocyprinus asiaticus (Chinese sucker)
Lineage: Eukaryota; Metazoa; Chordata; Actinopteri; Cypriniformes; Catostomidae
Product: aspartate aminotransferase, mitochondrial
Exons: 10
Coding region: 163-1449 (428 amino acids)
Biological process (GO): L-aspartate catabolic process; biosynthetic process
Cellular component (GO): mitochondrion
Molecular function (GO): L-aspartate:2-oxoglutarate transaminase activity; pyridoxal phosphate binding
Source: RefSeq, a predicted model, not a curated record
UUAAACUGCCUUCUACUGUACUACUUCUUGUCUCCAGCCGCUGUGCAAUGCAAUGCCCUUGGAGGCGCUAUAAACCAUUAGCUCUACACCACAAACAGCAGGCGAAUUCAAACCCUUGGCAGUGUGUGUUUGUCUUCCAAUAAGUCCUCUGCACUUCGAGCAAUGGCACUACUGAAAUCCAGCAAGAUUUUGACUAGUGUCGGGGCCCAGGCCCCUGCCUUGGUAGUUUUACAGUUCCGUGCAAGCUCAUGGUGGACUGAGGUGCAGAUGGGACCCCCAGAUCCCAUCCUGGGGGUCACAGAGGCCUUCAAGCGUGACACAAACCCUAAGAAGAUGAACCUCGGAGUGGGAGCUUAUCGAGAUGAUCAGGGCAAGCCGUAUGUCCUCAACUGUGUCCGCAAGGCUGAGGCCCAGAUUGCUGCUAAGAAGUUGGAUAAAGAGUACCUUCCUAUUGGAGGUUUGGCAGACUUUUCAAAGGCAUGCGCUCAGCUGGCUCUUGGACCUGAUAAUGAGGUCUUAAAGAGUGGAAGAAGCAUUACUGUCCAGACUAUUUCUGGAACUGGAUCUCUACGUGUUGGUGCUAAUUUUGUGUCCCGAUUCCACAAUGUGGCCCAGGAUGUAUACCUGCCCAAACCCUCUUGGGGAAACCAUACCCCUAUCUUCAGAGAUGCAGGCAUGCAGAUAAAGGCUUACACCUACUAUGACCCAAAAACCUGCGGCUUUGACCUCAAAGGAGCCCUGAAUGACAUUUCAAAAAUCCCUGAGAAGAGUGUGAUCGUUCUGCAUGCGUGUGCCCACAAUCCCACAGGAGUGGACCCAAAGCCUGAGCAGUGGAAGGAAAUGGCUGAUCUGAUCAAGAAAAGAAAUCUCCUGGUGUUCUUUGACAUGGCUUACCAGGGAUUUGCCAGUGGGGAUAUUGAUCGUGAUGCUUGGGCUGUGCGUUAUUUCAUUGAGCAUGGCCAUAACAUUCUUCUGUCCCAGUCUUUUGCUAAGAACAUGGGCCUGUAUGGUGAGCGUGUAGGGGGGUUCACAGUGGUUUGUAAGGAUGCUGAAGAGGCUAAGCGUGUGGAAUCCCAGCUGAAAAUUCUCAUACGGCCCAUCUACUCCAACCCCCCCAUGAGUGGAGCACGCAUCGCCUCCACUAUUCUCAACACACCUGAUCUCUACAAAGAGUGGCUUGAUGAGGUGAAAGGCAUGGCAAACCGUAUCAUCAAGAUGAGGGAAAUGCUUGUGUCUAAUCUGAAGAAGGAGGGCUCCACUCAAAACUGGCAGCAUGUCAUUGACCAGAUUGGCAUGUUCUGCUUCACAGGGCUCAAACCAGAGCAGGUGGAGCGUCUGAAUAAAGAUUUCUCUAUAUACAUGACGAAAGAUGGUCGGAUCUCUGUGGCUGGUGUGACCUCUGGAAACGUUGGAUAUCUAGCUCACGCCAUCCAUGCUGUCACCAAAUAAAGCUGCCACCCACAACUAGCUGCAGCAAAAAUUUACAUGAUUUGAAGUACUCUUUUAGGACCAGAUGUAAAAUAGGGCUAAUGUGUAGAUGGCCAGUUCACUUGAUUUGGCAUUGUAAAUGUUAAUUCAUGAGUGUAAAUGUGAGCCACCUAAUAAACUAAGGCAAUAUUCUUGCUAUGAAAUUUCUAAAUGAUAAGCUUUAAAUUAUAUCACUUAUCAUGUAUUUCCUGAGGUAAAACCGAUAAGAACGUUUUUAUGGUCCAAAGUAUUCUGAUUUGCUAUUCAUACCCAAAUGUUUCGUCAUUGAGAAUUAACUAAACUGAGUCAACCAGAUUUCAUGUUUAGAUUCUGAUUGUAAAGUCCUUGAAGGACUGUAAUCAAUUUAUGAUGGUAAUUUAACCCAGAGGUGCCACUAAUGAUUCAACAGAGGUCCUCUUGAGUAGUACCAUGUUGUUCUUAGCCAUAUUUAUGACAACAAGGCAUUUAAUCCAUACUGAGUUGUAAGUUUCAAUGUAUGCUCACUAAUAGUGAUGAAUGAUUGCCCACAGUGUGUGCUCUAGAUGUGUUCCUGUGUAAAUUAUUGUAGUUAUUUUGCUGUGUGACUGCCCAGUAUUUCCUGGAAUGUUUUGUAUACGUCACACACAAAUCAUGUCCUAAAUGGCAUACACAAUAAUUCUAAUAACCAGGAGGAAUGUGCAGAGUGCUGUUCUCCAAUUUGGUCCUGGCUGUUAAAACUUAACCUGAUCUAUCAAAUGUUAAAAGAAUGUUUACAUACAGUCAUUUUCAUUAGGGCAAAAUCGAAUUGGGAUUCAUUUUAGAAUGAAAACCUCCUUGAACACAUACUGUAACUGAUUUAUCAGUAGUUAAUCAAUGCUUUAAGAAAAGCUUUGCAUGCUGUGUGUGGGUGUUUAUGGAUCCAGUGAUCCGGUCUCCUUUCUAAACUGGCUCUGUCUAAGAUUGACAUCAACUGGUUAUGGGGCACUGUUAUGAUUGCACUAAAGAGAGACUGUUUGCCUUGAGUUUUAUUCAGACUGAAUGUAUGGUCUUUUGAUACAUGGUUAAAUAUAUGUUUGUAUAGCAGAUUAUAUUAUUCCUAAAGUAAAUUGAUCUGUUAAUAUAUUUUUCCAAGAUUUCCAGAACUGCCAUCUGCCUAAAACAAAUUUAAUGUCACAAGUGGAAUGACUCAUACAACUUAAACAAUAAACAAAUGAAUAAAGGUGAGCUCAACGAAA